Molecule: messenger RNA, 1296 nt
Organism: Rotaria sp. Silwood2
Lineage: Eukaryota; Metazoa; Rotifera; Eurotatoria; Philodinida; Philodinidae
Source: the annotation of a GenBank genome assembly
AUGCCACAAAUUGAAAUUCCUAGUGAAUUACCAAUUAUUCUGCGUAAUUUUACAUUAAGUAUAUUACGCACAAAACCACCUGACAUUAUCGAUCACGCUGUCGAUUAUUUCACACAACUUCAACGACAACAAAAAUCACAACUUAUGACAGAUGACAAUAUGGUCACGACAGUUCCGUUUUCUUCUUCUUCCAUUAGACAUCAUGAAAAAACCUUAAAAACAUCAGCACACGAUGCUAAAUUAACAGAGAAUACUUCGACGAAUGAUAAUAAUAAAUCAAUAUUGGAACAAGAAAAUUCAAUGACAAAUCCAGCAAAUAUAUCAAUUAAUUGUUUUUCACCAGUAUCAUCAUCAAAUGAAAGUGAAUCAAAUGAAGAAGAUGAUGUUGCUACUUCCACUGAAGAUAAACGACGUCAUUAUGUAAAAAAAAAUGAAUAUCGUCGAGCAUCAGUUGCAGCUGAACGAUAUAAUCCAGAAGAUGAUGAUUCUGAUGAUGAAAAAUAUCAUGUUUAUCCAAAAACUACUGAACAAAGACAACGUUUAAAAGAUGCUGUUUGUCAUAAUUUAUUAUUUCGUACACUAGAAGCAAAACAAAUUGAUCAAAUUCUUGAUGCUAUGUGGGAAAAACAUGUUAACCAAGGAGAAUGUAUUAUUCGACAAGGUGAUGAUGGCGAUCAUUUUUAUGUUAUUGAUAAAGGUACUUAUGAAGUUUAUGUAUCACAUGUAGAAGAUUCUAAAGGUCAAGCAAUAAAAAUUGGUGAAUAUAAUCAAACAGGUUCAUUUGGUGAAUUAGCUCUAAUGUAUAAUCAACCACGUUCAGCAACAGUAAUUGCAACCAGUGAUGGUAUAUUAUGGGUAAUGGGCCGUCAAACUUUUCGCAAACUUGUCUUAAAACAUGCAUUUCGUAAACGACAAAUGUAUGAAAAUUUUUUACGAGAUCUUGAUAUAUUACAAUCAUUAACUGAUUAUGAACGAUCAAAUGUUGCUGAUGCAUUAAUACCAAUUGAUUAUUAUCAAAAUGAUAUUAUUAUAAAACAAGGUGAUAAAGGCGAUCGAAUGUUUUUUAUUGAAGAUGGACAGUGUGAUAUAUAUAGAAAUGAAAAAUUUCAUAAACGUUUAAAUGAAGGUGAUUAUUUUGGAGAACUUGCUUUACUUAAUCAUGAACCUCGAUCAGCAACUGUUAUUGCAGCUAGUUAUAAAGUUAAAUUAGCAUCAUUAGAAGUUCAAUCAUUUGAACGUUUAUUAGGACCGUGUAUGGAUUUAAUGCAUCGUAAUACGUCCAAAUAUAUUAAAUAA